AAGUCACCAGUCUCGGGAGUGUCUGCGUGUUAGUCUCAGGUUCACUCCUUCAGUUUUCACCUUCUCUCCUCGUCUUGCAGACUCACCAUGCUUCUAUUCGCUCUGUCCUUGUUGUUGCUGCAGCUAUCCAGCGCUCAGGUACAGCAGCAAGUGACAGAGGGGUCUCGACGCACCCUGUGUGUGCCGCCCGCCGCCGCGCCCGCACAGCUGGAGGCGGUCAUAGAGCAAUGCCAGGAGGAUAUCAAACAAGCUGUUCUCGAGGAGGCACUGCAAGUUUUGGGAGAUGCAGGCCAAGAACUUGAUGCAAACCCUCUCAAACACAACAGAACAAGACGAGAGACCUUCACAGGGGAAGAGAGACGCAUUGCUGGGUGCUUGCUCCAGUGCGUCUACAGGAAGGUGAAAGCCGUGGAUGAGAGAGGCCUUCCAACCAUCCCUGGCAUGGUGAGACUGUACAGUGACGGAGUGUCAGACAGGAACUACUUCCUGGCCACUGUACAGGCUGUUCACCAGUGUAUGUCAGCUGCCGAACAUAGAAGAUCCCUUAACCCAUCAGUUGUACAAGAUGGAGGAUACACUUGUGACUUGGCAUAUGAUAUGUUCACCUGUGUCAGUGACAGAAUAGAAGCAAUUUGUGGCCAAGCACCUUGAAGAUUUAAAAACUCCAGUCAUCAAAGCAAAAUAAUCAAACCAUCAUAUCAUUAGGAUAAGAAAUAAUGUACAUAUUAGAAUCAUCCAUCAGCGUUGUUCUAGAAUCUAAUUAAGUUAUUAAAUACAGUUUAAUAUACAA
This is a messenger RNA of Macrosteles quadrilineatus (aster leafhopper), 790 nucleotides long. RefSeq names its product general odorant-binding protein 70 (gene Obp73a). The coding region runs from base 88 to 651 and encodes 187 amino acids. The transcript is spliced from 7 exons. Gene Ontology annotation, molecular function: odorant binding. The record is from RefSeq and is a predicted model, not a curated record. Lineage: Eukaryota; Metazoa; Arthropoda; Insecta; Hemiptera; Cicadellidae.